AUGGAUUCGAGCUCGUCGUCGUCUUUUGCUCGUCGCCACCGACGAGCCGUAUCCAGCCCCAAGAACGCCUACACCCCCUCGCAAAUCACCCCGACAUCCUCCACACGCAAUGUCUCUGCGGCGUCCGCAGACACCCCACGACCACCCCGGACGGCAUCGAGCAUCAUGAUCUCUGUCAAACGAACCUUUACACCCUCCAAACGACGCAGCGGCGAGCAUUCGUCGCACAUGUCACGCUCCGGGAUGUACUCUACGCCAGAAGAGCGCAUGUCGCCCUGCCAGCCUCAAGUCACUCAAUUCCAUGCUCACAGUCAUAUUAUCGCGGGACCAGCGCCGCCGACAAUAGAGCAGAUCGCCAUGGGCCUUCAUAUAUCACGGACGCCUCAUUUACGACCUCUAACGUCGACAAGGAGUCCUUAUUCCCAGAGAAACCACUCCGCCCCCGCACGCACCCGUCAUGGGCACUCCCCAGUGUUGCCCCCACCCCCCACGCGGUCCAGUAUGAAGAAACCGACGGCGACGGUGUCUUCCAGCUCGAGCCAAGCUAAGCUGCGCACGCCUGUGCCACCAGCAUCGUCGCCCACCCCCACGACAAGCAGCAGCGCGGCGCCCAGCUCGUCCCGAUCCACCCACUCGGGAUUUUCAUUCUCGAAAUUCAGAAUGGGCAGGUUUCUCUCUGGUUCACGAUCUAGCUCGGCACCCUCAUCAUCGCUUAUAUCGACUCCUGUCUCGUCUCCGAGGCAGAGCACGAGUGACCUUGAAGCUCUGCAGCGCAAGGCCGUUCGAUUCCAAAACACGGAGGACGAGGACGAUGAAAGAGAUUGA
Messenger RNA from Coprinopsis cinerea okayama7#130, 825 nucleotides. RefSeq lists its product as hypothetical. The record is from RefSeq and is a predicted model, not a curated record. The coding region runs from base 1 to 825 and encodes 274 amino acids. The transcript has a single exon. NCBI's taxonomy places the organism in Eukaryota, Fungi, Basidiomycota, Agaricomycetes, Agaricales, Psathyrellaceae.